Molecule: messenger RNA, 3399 nt
Organism: Elephantulus edwardii (Cape elephant shrew)
Lineage: Eukaryota; Metazoa; Chordata; Mammalia; Macroscelidea; Macroscelididae
Gene: ZMYM1
Product: zinc finger, MYM-type 1
Exons: 9
Molecular function (GO): protein dimerization activity; zinc ion binding
Source: RefSeq, a predicted model, not a curated record
AUGAAAGAACCUCUAUUAGGUGGUGAGGAUGACAAGGCAAUGGCUCCACAAUUGUUGCAUCUAGAUGACAUUAAGACAGAGCCCAACAAUGAGCAAGAAUAUUUUCAAACUCAACAGACUAAAAAUCAAGAAAGUGAACUGAAAAUAAGCACAUUUUCAGACAAUGCUUCACAGUUGUCAACAAGCAUUCCACUUUCUUUAGCAUCAUCUAGCAUGAAGAAAGUGCUUCCUUCAGUUUCAGCCAUACCUACGCAGGUUUCCUGUUCUGUUUGUAAAAAAAUUCUUCAGCAGGGGCAAACUGCUUUUCAGAAGAAAGGGUCUCCUCAGCUUUUCUGUUCCACAGCGUGCAUCUCUGAAAACAAUUCGCCUGUCACUUCACCAGCUCCUUCCAAAAGAACUUGCUCAAACUGCACUAAAGACAUUUUAAAUCUGAAGGAUUUGAUCAGUGUUCAACUGGAAGAUACUACCUUUAGCAAAUAUUUUUGCAACUCAUCUUGUCUUUCAUCAUAUGAAGAAAAAAGAAAACCAUUUAUUACCAUAUGCAAUAAUAGCAUUUCAACCAUAUGCAGCAUAUGUCAGAAGACUACUGCUAUUCAAUAUGAAGUAAGAUACCUGAACAUGGAACACAGUCUUUGCAGUAAUAUCUGCUUCUUACAGUUUCAUUCAGCUAACAAUCUCUCCAUGAACUGCUGUGAGAACUGUGGGGUAUAUUGUUAUACUAGUUUUAGUUCAUUCCACACACUUCAGGUGGAAGGACAGGCUCAGUGCAGUUCAAAGAAUAUCACACAAUACAAGGAGAAACGAGAAAAAGUACUUCCAUCUGAUCCUUUCGAAUCAUGGAAUCGUGCAGAUAAAAUUAUUGAAACUACCAGUGACUUUGGGAAGACACAGCUUUUCUGCUCUUAUCAUUGUUAUUCUACUUACAAUAAAACUAAAAUAGAAUCUUCUACAGGUAACUAAAUUGUUCCCAUGGUGCAGGAGUCUUCAGCUGAGCUCCUUUCUCCGAAAGAUACAACUCCAGUUAUAAGCAGUAUAGUGUCACUGGCAGAUCCUCAUAGUGACCUGCCAGUUGUGAACACAGAUGUCUUAGAAGGUACAAUUUGUCCAAUAACAGCAGAUGUCGCUACAGAUUUUCCUAAGAGUUCACCCAGUGAAUCAAGUGCUACUAAUAAUAUUAUGGAACAGCCAAGCCUUUCAGCAUCUUCAUCAGUUCUCAGUCAACAUAAAGUUGUCUGUAAUACAGAAAUACAAAAAGAUCAAUUGGCAAGCCAGGAUCCUGCACAUAAUAUGAAAUCCAUGAACAUAAGUAGACAGUGUCAUCCAAAAUUUACAUGCAGAAUACGAAAAGUUAAAAGAAAGCCACGAACUAUUAAAAAAUCUUGGUGUUCAAAUCAGCAUUUGGAAGACAAUACUAAAAAGGAUGUCCCAUUCUGUUAUUCAUGCCAGUUGUUCUGCCAAAAAAGUUUUAGGUCUGGGAGACAGUCAUUUAGAAGCCAAGGAAUUUCUGAUUGGGAAAAAACCAUGACAGCUUUCAGGAAGCAUGAAAAAAGUGAGAUGCAUUUGAAGUCAUUGCAGUUUUGGAAAGAAUACCAGCUUUGUGAUGAAACUUUAACUAAUAAUUUGUCUAUUCAUUCAAAAAACAAAGAGGAAAAUAAAAGCUACCUAAAAUUUCUUUUUGAAAAUAUUUUAUUUCUUGGAAAGCAGUGUUUAGCCUUCAGAGGAAAUGACCUUUCUAUUUCAUCUAUAAAUAAAGGCAAUUUUUUAGAAUUAUUAGAAAUCAGAGCAAAGGAUAAAGGAGAAGAAAUAGUUCAACUUUUGAACUCACAAAUUGACUUCUAUACUAGUUCACAAAUCCAAACUGAAAUUACUGAAAUGAUAAAGUCUGAAAUGUUACAAGAUAUUGUGAGUGAGAUCAAUGUAUCCCCAGCUUUUUCCAUAAUAUGUGAUGAAACAACUGAGAGUGCCACUAAAAAAUUGCUUACAAUUUGUAUAAGAUAUCCACACAAAACAUCAAAAGCUAUCUUAGUAAAAGAAAGAUUCUUGGGUUUUAUCGAUACUGAAGAAGUAAGUGGGACCAAUUUACAUUUGAUUAUCAAAACUUAUCUGCAGAAAAUUGGAGUUGAUUUGAAAAACAUGUGUGGUCAGGCUUAUAAUAGUACCAUUACUUUAAGGGGAAAUUUUAAUAAAAUUGCUGAAGAAUUCAAGAAAGACGAGCCAAGAGCUUUACAUGUUCAUUGCUAUGCACAUUUUUUGGAUUUAGCAGUCGUUAGGUUUUGUAAAGAAAUAAAAGAACUCCGAAGUACUCUAAAUACUCUCAAUAUUUUGUUCAACAGUAUUCAUACGUAUGGGGAAAUGUUGGCAAGUCUUCAAAACACGUGCAAACUAAGCCAAGACAAUAUAUGCAAGAAACACUUAUCACAAUCAUGUUGGACAGUCCAUGAUUGUGUAUUGCUAUCUGUGAUGGAGAAUCUCCCAGAGAUAAUUAAAGCAUUAGAAGUUAUAUCUAGGCAUUCUUCAAACACAGAUUUGACUGAUGAAUUGAAUAAUUUGUUGGCAUCGAUUUCCAAAUUUGAAUUUAUCUUUUGUUUAAAAUUUCUUUAUCAUGUACUGAGUAUUACAGGAAUUCUUUCCAGAGAACUUCAGAGUGAAACAAUGGACAUUUUUUCUUUGUCUUCAAAAAUAGAAACCAUUUUUGAAUGUUUAUCAUCUGAGAGAAAUGAUGUCUAUUUCAGAACUCUUUGGGAUGGAGCUGAGGAAAUAAAUAAAAAAAUAACUCAUAGUUUUGAAGUUGAAAAGCCUCUUCAGAAAAGAAGAAAAACUGAGAAAAGACAUAGCAAUUUAGGAAACAAUACUUCAACUGAAGAACAAUAUAAAAUUAAUAUUUAUUACCAAGGAUUAGAUACUGUAUUACAGAAUUUAAAGUUGUGUUUUUCUGAGUUUGAUUAUUGCAAAGUAAGGCAAGUUUCAGAACUAUUAUUUAAGUGGAAUGAACCACUAAAUGAAGCAACAGCCAAACAUAUUCAAGAAUUUUAUCAACUUGAUGCAGAUAUUAUCCCAGAACUUAGGUUUUAUCGGCACUAUGCAAAGCUCAAUUUUGUCAUAGAUUAUAAUUGUAUUGAUUUCAUAAAUCUUGGCUGUUUGUUUAUUAAGCAUGGUCUUCAUAGCAAUAUCCCCAGCAUUUCACAGCUACUACAUAUUGCAUUGUCUUGGCCGCUUACUUCAAGUGCUAAAAGCUUCUUUUCUUCACUGCCUCGCCUUAAAACAUACAUAUGUCAUACCACAGGACAAGAGAGGUAUAGUGAUAUGGCCUUAAUGGCAGUUGAGCAGGAAUUAGUAAAUAAGCUCAUGGAGUCUGAAAGACUCAGUAGAAUUGUGGAAAAGUUUAUCAGAAAGAAAUAA